Messenger RNA from Parnassius apollo (apollo), 408 nucleotides. NCBI's taxonomy places the organism in Eukaryota, Metazoa, Arthropoda, Insecta, Lepidoptera, Papilionidae. The record is from the annotation of a GenBank genome assembly.
AUGCAAGUUAUAAAAGAAACACCUGAAUUAAACGCAUCUAUUGAUCAAGUAAAAAACAAUGUUGUCAUCGAAGAAACUGUAGAGUGCGUAGGCCCGGAUGUUGUUCACAAAUCGAACGGUGUCGUCGAUAUUCGUAAAGCUGUACUGGCUGAAGAAGACAACGUAAUAAGAGAUAUGGUAGUUACACAAGAAAGUGUCGAAUGGAUAGAAGAAAAUAAUGAAGUAACUGUUGCAACAAAUGAGGCAGAAACAUCACAGAAAAUAGCGGCUGUUCAAGGCCCUGACACAAAAGCUAGAAAUGAAAACAUUUCUAGUUCUGGGCAGCAAGAAGUCCUUAACAAAGAGGAACUGCUAGAUAUUUCGCAAAUAAUAGAUGUAGAAUCUUCUGACAAAGAAGUAGUUGAAUAA